AUGUAUAUCCCCAACACCCACUGGACGUGGUCCUUUGCCAUCGUCACCCUGGUCCAAACAGUGGUGACGCUGGGCCUUGAAUGUUUCGGAUUUAUCUACGAGUUGGUUCUCGUGUAUGAUGCACUGCGCAUGAAGAACACCAUUCAAGUCAUCGGGCUCUGUGCAUGCAAUUUCGGUCUUUUAAUCUACGGCGCCGUUCAAGUGCGACAGAUUAAAAAUGCCGUUUCCGUCCUGGCCGACAUGGAAAAAAUUAGUCCAGUCGUCUGGGCCGAGUCCGAGCCAUUCUUGAUUAUCAUCCCGUGCAUCGUUGCGCUUGGAUCACUCUUGAUGACCUUCGUUGCAUGGAAGCUGUACGAUGAGUUCGCAUGGACCAUCUACAAGCACAUCAGUGCCGACUUGCGCAUGAAGCGUCGCUACCUCACCUACCAGAUCUACAUCGCUCUGCUGAAGUUUGAUUUCUUCUUUUUCCUCGGCUUUACCGUGCAGUUCUUGGUCGUGGUGUCCUCCUCCAAGCACGAUGCCGAGUUUUACCUGACCAUCAUCGCGGUUCCCGUGACCGUCAUCAUUCUCCUCUGCGGUGCCAUCUUCGUCCGACGCGAAUUCACUGCUGGCAUGAUCACCAUUAUCUUGCUCUUAUUCGCGGCUCUAGGCUACUUCUGCUUCAAACUCUUCCGCAUGUACGCCACGGCGACUUUCCCUCAAUACCUACCUGCUCGCCCCUCGAUGACAUUCUUCGCCAUCAUCACCCUGAUCUUGAUUGUCAUCACGAUCAUUAUUUCUUGCAUCUGCGUGCACAACUUCAACUGUGGCCUGAAGCCGCACAUCAACAAGAAGAAGGGCCGACCUGAGGAGAAGACUACCGAGCUCUCUGACAACGUCAAUGGCCAGGUUCCUUCACGGAUGAUGAUUGACUAA
Penicillium cataractarum is the source of this 915-nucleotide messenger RNA. RefSeq lists its product as uncharacterized. Bases 1 to 915 code for a protein of 304 amino acids. Lineage: Eukaryota; Fungi; Ascomycota; Eurotiomycetes; Eurotiales; Aspergillaceae. Gene Ontology annotation, cellular component: Golgi apparatus. The transcript is spliced from 3 exons. The record is from RefSeq and is a predicted model, not a curated record.